Molecule: messenger RNA, 1640 nt
Organism: Frankliniella occidentalis (western flower thrips)
Lineage: Eukaryota; Metazoa; Arthropoda; Insecta; Thysanoptera; Thripidae
Product: trafficking protein particle complex subunit 13
Exons: 10
Coding region: 147-1367 (406 amino acids)
Cellular component (GO): TRAPPIII protein complex
Source: RefSeq, a predicted model, not a curated record
GCUUGUGAUGUCACCUAUCUCAAACUCAAACAAUCACUGACAUUUGUGAAAGAAAAUCAGAAUAUACCCUAUUUAUGGUACAUGCACCAAGCCACAGUACAUCUUAUUAUAAUUUAAGGCUAGUUCCUUGAAAACGUCACUCCAACAUGGAAGCGCGAGAAAGACCAGAACAUCUACUUGCCUUAAAAGUUAUGCGCUUGACGCGACCCACUCUGAGCUGUCCCGUAAUUGUUACAUCUGAUUCGAAAGACCUUCCAGGCAAUUUACUAAACAGUGAUUUGAAAAAUGAUGUUACUUCAGUAUCUGGUGUUGAAACUCUCACAGCGGGACAAUUCCUACAACUUCCUCAGAGUUUUGGGACUAUUUAUCUGGGAGAAACCUUUUCCAGCUAUAUAUGUGUACAUAAUGAUAGCAAAGAAAUAGCCAAAGACGUGACCGUAAAGAUUGAUUUACAGACAAACUCUCAGCGUAUUGCACUGUCAGGUCAUUCUGUUGAUCCAUCAGAAUUGAAGCCUGAUGAGUCUAUUGAUCAUGUGAUACAUCACGAAGUCAAAGAAGUUGGCACUCACAUACUAGUAUGUGAAAUCACAUACACAACUCCUGAUCAGAAAUCCAUGUCCUAUCGUAAAUUCUACCGCUUUCAAGUUCUAAAGCCACUGGAUGUCAAAACUAAGUUUUAUAAUGCUGAGUCUGAUGAGGUCUAUCUUGAGGCACAGGUUCAAAAUAUCACAGUUGGACCAAUUUGCUUAGAAAAAGUUGCUCUGGAAUCCUCCCAUCUUUUUACUGUGUCUGCCCUGAAUACAUCUGCUAAUGGAGAAUCAGUUUUUGGAAAAGUGAAUGUACUUCAAUCUCAGUCGAGUAGGCAAUUCUUGUAUUGCCUAGCCCCACAACCAAGCCUAACAGUUGAUUGUCGACUCCUCAGUGGUGCAACAAAUAUAGGAAAAUUAGAUAUGGUGUGGCGGUCAAAUUUGGGAGAAAGAGGUCGUCUUCAGACCAGCCAACUUCAACGCAUGGCACCUGAUUAUCGUGAUAUCCGUCUCUCAGUUCAAGAAGUACCAAAUAUAGUUAUUCUAGAAGAGGCAUUUUCCUUUGCAUGCAAAAUAAUAAAUACAUGCGACCGUGUGCUAGAUAUGACACUCUGGCUUGAAGAUGGAACUACUUCAAAUUCUGGCCUUAUGUGGAGUGGAGUUUCUGGUCGGCCACUGAGUAGACUGGAACCUGGGGCAUCUACUUUACUAAACCUUUGCUUAAUUCCUCUUGCAGCAGGGCUCCAGAUUAUUUCAGGCGUCAGGCUCACAGAUGCAGCUUUGAAGAGGACAUAUGACUUUGAUGAUUUAGCUCAAGUAUUUGUUAUGCAAAAGAGUUGACGUACAUCUUAAUUCAACUCAAAAAUAGAUAUGUCAAACAGUCCAUUAAUAUGUCAGUAAGGGAACAUUAAUGAUAAUAAUAAGGUUUCAAUUUCUUCAACAUCUUUCUACUUAGUCUACAAAACAAGACAGAGAUGUUUCAGUAUUAGAAUAUAAAAUUCCAGAGAUGGUUGUGCAGAUAUCCUAAAGUAUUGAACUUUGUGUUGUUUUUUUCUAGAUCUUUGGUGAAUUGUUAUAUAUUUGUUUCACAUUAAAAGUUAUCUUUAUUUUGAA